Messenger RNA from Anastrepha obliqua, 3715 nucleotides. RefSeq lists its product as uncharacterized. The transcript has 2 exons. The record is from RefSeq and is a predicted model, not a curated record. The coding region runs from base 562 to 3591 and encodes 1009 amino acids. Gene Ontology annotation, biological process: regulation of transcription by RNA polymerase II. Gene Ontology annotation, cellular component: nucleus; transcription regulator complex. Gene Ontology annotation, molecular function: DNA binding. Lineage: Eukaryota; Metazoa; Arthropoda; Insecta; Diptera; Tephritidae.
GUAGUUGAAUCGAAAUGCAAGUGCAAAGCGAAUGAAAAUCGCUGGUAGCCUAAAUCACAUGUAUGUAUGUUUGUAUGCAUGCAUAAACGAGAAGCAAAAGUUUGUAAGCAAAGACAAGCGUUGAGAUUAGAAUUGUUGGCUAACGCAAUUUGACGAACAGCAAACCGAUUAAAUUCAGUAAAAAAUUGAUAAAUUGCCGUAAGCUCCCACGAACACACACACACAUAUCGAUUUGCUUGCACGACAAAGCAACCGGGCGCACCGUUUGACAACUCUCAGUGUCGUUUAUGCGUCAAUUUGACACUUCCAAAACCCUACACUCGCCACAUCGGCGAAUUUACUGUGCUGUGUCGUGCCCACCGCUGUUGCUUGUGUACCAAAGUAUAUAUUUGUGAAAAUUAUAGCAAAUAGCAAUCGUGAAUGUGAAAUGUUAGAGCUUUGCGUCGUCACGUGCGAUAGUCGAUAGUGAAUUUGUUGCUAGUAAGUUUUGCAAUAGCAUCAAAAGCGACUCGUUGUUCGUUUGGUGAAUUUUCGCUUCGUUCGAGCCGGUCGGUCGGGCUCAUGACACCUCAAGCCAAGGCGGAUGUUAAUGCGCGUUUGUGUCGCGCCGUGCAACAACAUCGGUGUAUUUACGAUCGUUCCGAUGAGAAUUACGAGAGGCGCGAUGCUUACGAUCUCGCCUGGAACGAAAUAGCCAAAACAUGUGACGAAUCAGUAAUAUCCUGCAAGCUACGCUGGCGUAAUAUACGAACCGCUUUUAUACGAUCCGUGGUGGGAUUGCCGAAAAAACGUAAGGGCCAUCGUACCAAGGAAUACUACCUGCAAGAUGUGUUGGAAUUUUUCAAACCACACAUUUUUAUUGGUUCGGAGGUACGGCGAUUUCACGAUCCCAGCGAUGAUGAAACGGAGAGCGUAAGUACGAGGCGAUCAACUAUUAGUGGCAACAACACCAAAGCAAAUGGUAUAAAAACUGAAGUGAGUAGUGAAAUUGAAAUUGAAGACAACGAAGAGGAGGUUGUGACGCAAAAGCAAGAAUUGAAGAGCAAAGUGAAAAAUAAGAGCCAUGCAGAAGAGACAACUGGGGGGAAGAACAACGAAGUUAUGAAGAGAAAUGAAGAGAAGGGAGACGAUGAUAUUAAAUCAAAUAAAAGACCACCGUCCGCAAGACGAGAAGCUUUGAAGAAACAUAACGAAAGCAUAAAAAAUGAGGAGCAUAAGGCUGACGCAACUAAGUCCAAUAGAAAAUCUCAGCCGGCGAAGAGUAAAGCUGGGGAGAAAAUUGAGAUCGUUGAGAAGAAUGCGCCAAAGGCGGAUCAAACGAAGCUAAAUAAGAAGACGCGGUUGACGAAUAAUAAAGUUGGCACGUUUUAUAUAAGUCCAACGAAUAGUGAUACAGGCACCUUUUUUAUAAGGAAAAAUGACUGUAAUAGUAAUGCGGAAAAUGCUUCAAAAAGUAAAAAGGUCAUCGUUAGUAAAGAAGUUAACAGAACAGAUACAAUUAACUUUAAAGUUGAGUCCACAGAGAAAAGACAAAUUGAGAAUACUGAAGAACUCGACGAAGCAGAGGAAUUAGUUACGAACGAGCAGAACGAACAUCGGUUCCGUUUCAAGCGCGCUUGUAAGCGUAAUUUAGAUAAGACAAUGAUCAGUCAGCUGCGACUGCGUCAAAGGGAACCGGAAGUGAAACGAUCUAGACGCAGUGUAGAACGACGCAAAUCGCUAGCCAAGGCAACCCUUCAGCUAGCAGAGUCCAUUGAGUGGCCAAAGAAAGAAACGAAACUAAUCCAAGUACAACCAAAACCCACACCAAGCCUGCAGACUUCGCAAGUUGACAUGCCCGAGAUUAUUAUGGAAUCACCGCCGACUAAUGCGGCUGCCAACAGUAAAUCUGAAAUAUCGACAACGCUCACAGAUUCACUGGUAUCAGUUGGAUCGACAGACAAUUCUGUAAUGGGCGCAAUCACAUGUGAGCCGGAUAAUGCUGAGUCAAGCAUAGAUCAAGGCGUACAAUGCAAUCUGCAGCCAGUUUCCACCGAUGAUGAUUUCCUCAGCACCCUCAAGCCCUACUUGAAGGACAUGAAUGCACGCCAAAAAUUGCACUUCAAGAAGAAGAUAUUCGAGUCACUGAUGGAAGUGUUCGAUAGCGCCGUUGAUUUUCCUGGUCUGAAUAAGUCACAUGGAGCAGCAGCGCCAUCAGCCAUCAUACCACCACAAUUGACCUCGGUAAGCGGUGAAGAGUUAAAUUUGGUACGUGAAUUGGUCGCAGUAGUACAGGCAGCCAAACAUACGCCAGAGCUCAGUGUAAACACAAGCAACAGUAGCGAGAAGACGACCGAGAUGAUUGAGGAAGAGCGACCGUUGGUUUCGCCAGCAUUGCCGCUACCACCACCGCCGCUGACGUUACGUACUGUGCCUACAACACACAGCGCUGUACUGAAUACCUCAGCAAAGAGUCUGAAGUUGGCAAAAACUUUGAAAGCAAGUAAUAUUGCAACGUCGCAUGCUUUCACUCCACCUCUAUCUGUCAUCACGCCAACAUUAGCGGCUCCUACCACACUUGCUGCAGUCAGAACGGCGGGGGCUCCCCCGCUGGUACAACGUCGCAUCAUACGCAAAUUGGUUAAGGUGAAUGAUCAACAGGGCUCUUCCGGCAUUGCCACUUCUAGUACAGCUAAUACACAGAUCAAAAAUGAUAGCCCACGCCAGCGUACUAUUUAUCAAAUAUUCCCAAAGAACGUCACGUCAAAUGCAAGCUUUAAGCAUACAAUUAGCUCGAGCGGUGUCAGCACCUUUACUGUACCGCGUACAAUGAACACCGCAACCAAUAACGGUCCGCCACGCAAUAAGGUUGUGACCAUCGCUGCAACACCACCGAUCACUGGUGCACCGUCAACAACUCAAAACUUUCGACCAUUUGUGGUACCCGCAAUGAAUACUAUGGAGUCCUGGACCCCAGCGUCUAUUGCCAGCUCGCUAAAUACAACCAACACCACCAAUCGUGUUCCCGAUGCCACCGGCGUUAGGCCAAUUAUGCGUCGCUUUUCGCUUUGUGGCGAUGUGCCUUUGAGGUCUUUAGAGCGCCACAGCUCUACGAAAGUAUUGACCACCACUGCCACUGUUAAUCUUGUGCCCUCCGCGCUAAAAUCUGCCACAACUGCUGCUCGUGGCUGGUCUAUGUCGAACGUUAAUGCCGUGGACCCUUUAAAACUACCCACGUCAUUGCGCACCACCUGCACAAACGUCACUGCCGCAACGAAUACGACUUCUUCAAGAACUAUGCCCGUCCUCAGCGUCGCUUCUGCUGAUCGUAAUGCGCCGGCCUCUAGUAAUUUCUGGCCGCCAGCAGGACUUCAAGAAACUGCACUGCCCUUCAAGCAAACUGUCUGCAAUAACUCUAGUACGCCAUGCGUAUCCUCAGCCUUUUCAAAUUUCAGCACCAUUUCACCUAUUUCUACAAUUUCGCGUGUUUGCCCUGAUGCGGAAAAAAGGAUCACCAACGAAUCGGGUGGUGUAGACAUGGCGGGUAUCAUAGCUUCGGAUAGCUUUGCUUUUUUGAAUAUCAAAUCUGAGCCAAUCGACGAUUCCUACUGAAUACUGAAUUCAAGUAAAAUAAGAUUUAAUGCUGCCGGCUAGAAUGCUUAGUUUGUGCAUUUUUUGUGCCUCUUUGUACUUAUGCUUGAUUUUAUAUCUUUAACUUCAAUUAUUCAGUCUUAAA